Molecule: messenger RNA, 399 nt
Organism: Mesorhabditis belari
Lineage: Eukaryota; Metazoa; Nematoda; Chromadorea; Rhabditida; Rhabditidae
Source: the annotation of a GenBank genome assembly
AUGCCCCUUUUUCGAUCUUGGAAAACGAUUCUAAUUUUCGCCCUUUUAGUUGUCACUUUGAUACAUUACUUCACAUUCCAAUCAACAUUGCGGACUCAGCAAGCCAAGUUUAAUCGAAGCAUCCUACAAAUCUUUGCUCUCAUUGGAAUUGCGAAUACAACAAAUCGCACCCCACUUGUUCUCAUCGACAAUCGAACCGUUAUGACGAGACUCUCGGACAUCAACGAAUACUUUCCAGAGUUGAUCGAUCGACUCAAAUUUGUCAUAAAGCUACCAAAUGCUAAAAGCAUCAAUCUGCACACAAAUGGUUGUUGUCGAUUCUCAUCGUUGAAUGAACUGAUGAAGCUAGAUGAUCAAUACGUGAUUGGAAAUGGAAUAGUCAUCUCUACUCAUCUCAUC